Messenger RNA from Linum trigynum, 876 nucleotides. Lineage: Eukaryota; Viridiplantae; Streptophyta; Magnoliopsida; Malpighiales; Linaceae. The record is from the annotation of a GenBank genome assembly.
AUGGCGGUGGAAAAGAAAUACAUUACCAGCGAGGACCUGAAGAAGUACAAGAAGCCCGGCGACCUCUGGAUCACGAUCCAGGGGAAAGUCUACGACGUCUCCGAGUGGGUGAAGCGGCACCCGGGCGGCGAGGUAGCCAUCGCCAACGUCGCCGGCCAGGACGUCACCGACGCAUUCAUAGCCUACCACCCGGGUACGGCGUGGAAGAAUCUCGACCCGCUCUUCACCGGCUACCACCUCGAGGACUACGCCAUCUCCGACGUUUCCAAGGACUACCGCCGCCUCGCCGCCGAGUUUUCCAAGCUCGGCCUCUUCGACAAGAAAGGGCAUGUCGCCUUCUCGGCCCUCGCCGUCGUGGCGGCCCUGUUCUCGCUGGUGGUAUACGGCGUCUCGCCCAGCUCCUCGCCGGCAACUGCCUCACGGGGAUCAGCAUCGCGUGAUGGAAGUGGACGCACAACGCCCACCAUCUGGCGAAACCUAGAUUUCGAUCCCGUGGCGAGGUUCCUCGUUAGCUACCAGCACUGGACGUUCUACCCGGUAAUGUGCGUCGCCAGGGUGAAUCUCUACCUCCAGACCUUCAUCCUCUUAUUUUCCCCCAAACGAAUUGUCCCCGACAGGGCACUGAACAUAGUCGGGAUUUUGGUUUUCUGGCCCCGGUUCCCUCUUUUGGUUGCUCGCUUGCCGAAUUGGCCCGAGAGGUUCGUGUUCGUGCUGACUUCCUUCGCGGUGACAUCGAUCCAGCAUGUUCAGUUUUGUCUCAACCAUUUCCCGGCGAAUAUGUACAUGGGUCCACCGAGGGCCAACGAUUGCUGUUCAUACCUAGCGAAUCCUGUGCCCAAGAACAUGGUGUGGGAAGCUGUUCAUACUCACGGUUGA